AUGACGGAACUAGCUUCAAUACCUGAAAAUGAAUUGGAAGCACCUGAAAGAUCUUCUAAAAUUAAAGGUCUUAGGAAGCGUGUCAGAUCAGUAGGAAGCAAAGCAAAAGCUAUUUGUAAGGUAACAGUUAACGCGAUGCGCACCCAGCUCAACACAGUUGCAUCUAUUUUCACCAUGUGCUCUGCAAACACUGUGACAGAGGAAAUACCAGAUGAAGUCAUCUAUGCUUCGGUCCCCUCUAGGAACAACUCCCGUGUAGAUCUGGCAGAACAGCCAGCGGAGACUAUUGCGAGUGAGCCAGCUGAGACGAGUGCACCUGUACCAGCAGAGACUGGUGCAAGUGAGCCUGAGCUAGCACCUGCACCUGCAGAGGUAACAGAGGAGCCAGCAUGCAUUGCACUAGCAGAGCCAGUAACGCACACUGAGACUGCUCUGGUCCCAGUAGAAGCAGCAAGUGCCCAAGAGCCCACAGUUCCAGAAGAGACCGCAGAAGAAGAAGAGACACACCUUCCAAAGGCGGCUGCUAAGGACGACAUCUCAGUGGUUUUCUGCCUCUCUGAGUUUAUCCGCGAAAUAGAGGACAUCGUGAAAAACACCUCUCUUAUGCCAUGCGCCUCAUACGCCCCGGGCAUUAUACUCUUUUAUCUUAAGCAGAAGAGAAACCAUCUGCACGAGCAACUGAAGCACAUUGAGCUUGCAUUUCAUACUACUCCAGAUAGUGCUUCCCCUACUGACAUGGACCAAGAUGUAGUUAAGUUUCUCGUUGCUGAGGCCCUUGAGCCUACAGAGUGCAUAAGCCACUGGCUUUCGUCUGAUGAGCCACUGCAGGCAGCAUACACCGACCUAUACAAGACGAUUAUAAAGACUUUGUUUGAGGAGAACAAGCAGGGAACAAGAACAGAAAGAACAAUUGUCUUCUACUGCCAAGCCCUAAAGUACAUCAGAACCGUCCUAGACCUUGCAUUGCAAGACGUCGAACAGGAGCCUCUAGACCAUUUGCCAGCCCCCCAUCUGUUCACAGACCUUCUGAGCAAUCUUUCCAAGCCAGAGAGCGUGGCUACUCUUCUGGAGGCUAGAGUGCAGCAGGCUGACGCAGAGUGCAACGAGGAUCUAGAUAGCGAAUACAUAGCAACUGACGGGGAGGAAGAGCACAAUACCACAGCGGUUCCAGAUCCAGCUGCCAUGAUGGAAACUCUCAUGACAAGCCCUCUGUUCCAGAAACAGCGCGAAAUGAAUAUUUUAGAAGGAAACAUUGUGGAGGACUUUUCACACACAUGCACUCCAGAGAUGCAAAAACGCAUGGACGCAGCACUGUCCUAUAUCAUGCACGUAGGUGUCCCCACUCCAAUUGCAAGAUGCCUAUCUCCAAAGAACAUAUAG
Messenger RNA from Nematocida ausubeli, 1380 nucleotides. RefSeq lists its product as uncharacterized. Bases 1 to 1380 code for a protein of 459 amino acids. The record is from RefSeq and is a predicted model, not a curated record. The transcript has a single exon. Lineage: Eukaryota; Fungi; Microsporidia.